UAUAAUAUAUUGUCUACGGCUUUUCACCGCUCUCUCACAUAAUAAAUAUUUUGAUAAGUUUAAUUUCAUCCUUUAUUAAGGUUUAUUCUUAGGGCGAUGAACUAGAGGGGGCCAUUUCACCUAAAUCUUGAUCCAUUGAAGAUUACUUCGAUUCGAAGAUCAGAUGGCGGAAGGGAAUUCGCGUUAUGUGAAGUUGACCAAAGACCAAGGUCCUUUGGAGGACAUUAAGCCUGGUGAACUCAAUCAGCCUAUCGACGUCCCGCAGCUGAAUGUUCGUAAGUGCAACGAAUGUGGACAACCUUUACCUGACAGCUUUGAGUAUCCUACCGAUGAACCCUGGACUACUGGGAUUUUUGGUUGUGCAGAGGAUUCUGAGAGCUGCUGGAAAGGACUCUUCUGUCCUUGUGUGUUGUUUGGUCAGAACAUUGAGAGGUUGAGAGAAGACACCCCAUGGACUACACCUUGCAUAUGUCAUGCAGUUUUUGUGGAAGGAGGAAUUGCUCUGGCUGCAGCAACAGCCAUAUUUCAUGGUAUCGAUCCAAAGACAUCUUUCCUAUUGUGCGAGGGCUUGCUGUUCAGCUGGUGGAUGUGUGGCAUAUACACUGGUCUUGCUCGACAGUCCUUGCAAAAGAAAUAUCAUCUCAAGGAUUCCCCAUGUGACUCGUGUAUGGUGCACUGCUGCAUGCAUUGGUGCGCGUUGUGCCAAGAGCACAGAGAGAUGAAGGGACGGCUUUCUGAUGAUACUGUCAUGCCCAUGACAAUUGUGAACCCUCCUCCUGUCCAAGAGAUGAACUCCGCAGACAAUACCAACACCACUGCCAAGAACACCGACCACACCAAUCUUGAGAUGCAGCCCCUCUAGAAAUCUGUAAGUUUCUCCAUCUCUUUUCUGCUGCCAGAAACUAGAGAGUGAUCGAUUGUUCUUGUCGCGUUACAGAAAUCCCCUCCUUUUUCAAUUUUAUAUACACCAUUGUUGAACAAGACUUUGUCUAGUUUAAAUAGUAGAGGAUGUGGAGAAAUGCUGGAAGUAGUUUUCAAAUAGUGUAUUAGUAUUAUAAAAUUAUGCUAUUGGUUUGAUAUAUACAUGUUUGAACUUGUUAUUGCUGUU
Molecule: messenger RNA, 1108 nt
Organism: Impatiens glandulifera
Lineage: Eukaryota; Viridiplantae; Streptophyta; Magnoliopsida; Ericales; Balsaminaceae
Product: cell number regulator 6-like
Exons: 5
Coding region: 164-862 (232 amino acids)
Source: RefSeq, a predicted model, not a curated record